GAAUACCGGGAACUCAUCCUGCUAUAUGUAUAGAAUGCUUUAUAAUUAUUAGUAUUAGUAUUAAUAUUAUUAAUAUUAUUAUUACCACUAACUAUCGGUCGUAGUGGUGGUUGCCUUCUUCAGCAUAUCUUUUUGGUGCGCGUAGUGUGCAGGCAGCGGAGAUUUGAAAAAUUCACCUUAAACCUCAUUACUAAUGAAGUACAAGAACAAUUAUUGAAAUACAUUCAGAAACCCGUAAACCAUGACAUCAGAAGAAAAUAAGGGGUCGGCGUUGGAACAGGGGGUUGUUCCACAAGCAGCACCCAAAUCUUUAGAAAAAGUUAAACAUAUAAUAUUAAUUUUAUCAGGAAAAGGUGGGGUAGGUAAAUCAUCAGUAACAACUCAAACUGCAUUAACUUUAGUUAAUAAAGGAUUUAAUGUGGGAGUUCUAGAUAUAGAUUUAACAGGGCCAUCUUUACCUCGAAUGUUUGGAGUGGAAAGUAAACAAGUUCAUCAAUCUGUUGCAGGUUGGGUGCCUGUAUCUGUAUAUAAUAAUAAUCAUAAUAGUAAUAAUGACAAUAAUAUCAAACGAGGUAAUUUAUCAUUAAUGUCACUUGGAUUCUUAUUAGGUAAUCGUAAUAAUUCAGUAGUAUGGAGAGGUCCUAAAAAGACUGCUAUGAUUCGUCAAUUUUUAAAGGAUGUAGUAUGGAAUGGUGGUGAUAAUGAUACUCCAUUAGAUUACUUAUUAAUCGAUACACCUCCAGGAACUUCUGAUGAACAUAUUGCUAUAGCCGAAGAAUUAAGAUGGGCUUCACCUAUAGAUGGAGCCAUAAUAGUUACUACUCCACAAGAUGUGGCUACUGCUGAUGUACGUAAAGAAAUAAACUUUUGUAAAAAGGUCAAUUUUGAUAUUAUAGGAGUUGUAGAAAAUAUGAGUGGAUUUAUAUGUCCUUUUUGUUCAGAAUGUACCAAUAUAUUCCUGAGUGGAGGUGGAUCGAAAUUAAGUCAACUGUUGGAUUUAACAUUUUUAGGUAAUAUUCCCAUAGAUCCUAAAUUUGUAGAAAUGAUAGAAUUGCAAGAUAAUGAUACUAAAAAAUUAAUAGAUUUAUAUGAUGGUUGCGAAUUAAAACCAAUAAUGGAAGGAAUUAUUGAUAAGGCUUUACAAAAGAAUUAUCCGGCACGAUUUUAAAUUGAUUAUUAUCUAUAAAGGGAAAUGCAUUUUUAUUUAAAUGAAACUAAUA
Molecule: messenger RNA, 1220 nt
Organism: Scheffersomyces amazonensis
Lineage: Eukaryota; Fungi; Ascomycota; Pichiomycetes; Serinales; Debaryomycetaceae
Product: iron-sulfur cluster assembly protein
Exons: 1
Coding region: 242-1168 (308 amino acids)
Biological process (GO): iron-sulfur cluster assembly
Cellular component (GO): cytosol
Molecular function (GO): ATP-dependent FeS chaperone activity; ATP binding; 4 iron, 4 sulfur cluster binding
Source: RefSeq, a predicted model, not a curated record